GAGAGUGAGGAUGGUGAGGGUGGGGGUGGUGGUGGUGAGGGUGGUGGUGAUGAGAGUGAGGAUGGUGGUGGUGAUGAGAGUGAGGAUGGUGAGGGUGGUGGUGAUGAGAGUGAGUGUGGUGGUGGUGGUGGUGAGGGUGAUGGUGGUGAGGAUGGUGAGGAAGCCGAGGGGAGCUCACAGACGCGACUGCCUCACUCACGGUAAAUGCCCCAAGAUGGCGCCGUGAAGCCGGACGCGUCCAUUCUCACUGUGUGUGUGGGGGGGGGGGGGGGUUAUUGAUUAAACGUUUCGCCUGAUUGUACCAACUCCUCCACUACAGAGUAUUCACACCGGUACAGCACUCACAACACAAACACGAGUAAGUCCACUGCCAACGCCAUCACAAGUUGUAUCUAGACGCUGUGUAGUUCAGCGCAGCCCACACGAGGAUGUCCCCACCCCCCCGAGCGUGUUCGAGCGCCCGAGUGUCACGUGGCGAAAGCUGCAGCAGGCGACUGAUUGGACACUUGAUGCAGCUAUCGUGCUGUGACUGUUCCACCUGAAGACGGAAGCUUGUGUUGCCUCCGAAACGUCGUGAUUUUUAUUUAACUUUUAUUAAUUUAAUUUUUUUACCUACGUGACUUUACCGAAAAACCUAAAAUAAAAAUAAAAUAAAAAUCACCACGUUUCGGAGGCAGCUUGUGUUGCCUCCGAAACGUCGUGAUUUUUAUUUUACUUUUAUUAAUUUAAAUAUUUUACCUACGUGACUUUACCGAAAAAAACCUAAGAAUAUGAAUCCUUGCAGUCCCGAAAGCUUCAAAUCUAGAAUCUGAUUGGACACUUGGAGAGUGGAGGCACCCCCCGCCCCUCCCCUCCCCCGUGCCCCACCUGCCCCCGCUAGCCUAGUGACGUCACGCCCCUUUAAAGUUUUCGGUAUAAGACGCGUUUUGGUUGCUGCUGCUGCUGCUAUCGCUGGGUAUUGGAGGCGACCACACGUCCCUACUGCUCCUCCUGCUCCUCCACCACCACCAGCAGCAUCACAGCUGAGAGGAGGAGCAGACAGAGCCAACCAUGAAGCUGGUCCUCAUCUCAGUGUUCAUCUUCCUUCUGGAUGCCGCAUCGGCUACGAAGCUCCAGAUCACUCUUCCGCAGAAUCUGUCUGUGAGGGAGGGAGAAAACGUGACUCUUCCCUGCUCCUUCUCCCCACCGUCGCCUGACCUGAGCCACAUCGUCCUCGAGUGGUUCACAAUGCCCAGACGCUACGCAGAUAACAUGACCAGAAGAGAGAUGAAGAAGAUCUAUCAAUCGGGGUAUGAAAAAGAGGACUUGAGUAUCGUUAAGUCUGUGGGAGACGUGCGGACGGGAAACUGCUCCAUCGGCAUCCCCAACUUCCCCAGUAACCUCGGCCCCGUGGCUCUGUGCAUCAUCAAAUGUCGUCGAUGUAACGCGGAGAAUACCGUGGUGCAAGAGGAGAUGGUGCUGAACGUGAUGCCUGCAGCCCCACGGUCACACGAUAGGGGCGUGAGUGACGCCACCCUCACCCUUCUAGAGGAGACCUCGCACAAGGGAGCGGUGGUGGCUGCCUGGGUCCUGGGGACUCUGGCUGUCAUUGUCAUCAUCAUCAUCAUCGUCUCCGUCUUCGUCUGGAUGAAACACCGUCGGUCUUCAGGGCUCUGCCCCCACUCACGCAGUGGCGGUGGGAAUGAAGACUUGCGUGGGGACGGGAACGGGCAGCCGCUGAUGAACGGGCACGAAGAGCGACCACAACAAGUAUUGGAGAUCGUGGACGCUUGAUAAUGUUCAGGCAUCUCGAUGCCCCAUCUGAUUGGUUGGCACGUGGAGCGGAUCGCACACACAAACUGCCCAUGUGCUCAGUGUUCCACGUUUUAUUUGAAAUCUUAGACCAUCAUGUCUUUGCCAUCUCUUGCCUUGACAACCAUAUCUCUCGACCGGAUAUCUCUCGUGUGUCUCCAACUCCAUCACCUCUCUAUCCUGGAUUUCUCAGAGUGUCCGUGAACGAAACCACAUGACUCCAAUCCUGAAAUUGCUUCACCAGGUUCCCGAGUCUAUCUGGGGUGCACUUGAUAGUGGGCGCCACCGUGGCGAGAUGUUAACUACCUCGCCUGCUAUACAGGAGGUCGUAGGUUCGAUCCCCACCCUGACACCUGCCCGUCUAUUUGGAGUUGCGAUUGCAUAAUCUACCGAUGGGAUAAUUGCUCCAUUAUCUGCAUAAUUCUCUCCCAUUGUCUCCUUUCCCACGUUCUUGUAUUAACCCUGUGAUCAAUUAUGGUGGGUACUGUAUUAGUGGAGUUAAAAUGUCACUUUUUUACUCUAUUUUUAGUAUUCACUUUAACCCGGUCAGAAGUCAUUUUCCAAGUGUCGCCAAAAAUGACUUGUGAUGGUGAACGUGUGGUGGUGAACAUGGGUGGGCGAGUGGCUGGAUGAGUGGCUGGCUGAGUGAGUGACUGGCUGAGUGAGUGGCUGGGUGAGUGGACCCUAUGCAAAGUGCCUACCGUGAGCUAUGGGAUAACACGGCCCUGCUCGAGAGGGCCGGUGAGUGGUGCGUUGCUGGUGCAUCGCGAGUGAGUGCUGUGGGGGGUCUGCGUGUGACUGCACUAAGGGGGGGGGGUCUCUCAGCUGCGGCCUCUCUCGCGCCUUCAGGGGGACCUCGCACACGUCCUGGAACGUCUGACCUGAAGUACUUUGCUUGGCGAUGCAUUUGCAGGAGUGAAAUAUCGUUGAAUAUUUUAUACACUGUUCUUACAAAACUCGGGGCCAUGUUUUACAUGUCGAUUGUCGUGCCUUUUUGUAUCGAUUCGGCACCCCUCGUGUUCAUUGAGUCGAUGUGGCGCCCCCGACUGGACAUCUGACAGCUGAUCGUGCUGAUCGCAGCUCGUCGGGUUCCUGUGGUCUGAAGUCUUCUGGUUGUGACAUUGACGGUCGCCAAGACUUGUUUAGAGUCGUUCUUUGUGAUGCAAGACUCGCAUUGUACCUGAGUAGGAUUCUGAAAAUAAAAAAAAUAUUUAAAAACA
Messenger RNA from Lethenteron reissneri (Far Eastern brook lamprey), 3011 nucleotides. RefSeq lists its product as uncharacterized. Gene Ontology annotation, cellular component: membrane. The record is from RefSeq and is a predicted model, not a curated record. NCBI's taxonomy places the organism in Eukaryota, Metazoa, Chordata, Hyperoartia, Petromyzontiformes, Petromyzontidae.